GUUUUACUUGUUAGUCAUUAGAUUUCUACUACAUUUGGAAGUCAAGUAAAAGUAAACGUACAGUGAGGAAGCCACUGCUCUCUUCUUCGUCGUGAUGAGAAUGCACUGAAGUCACGUCGGUUCUUCAGUACACUGAUAUACCUGUAUUGUUAGGAUUCUAAAGAAGAGGAGGGGCUUUUACUUGAUUUCGUCCAGUAAAAAUACUUUCUUUUUUUAGCAUUGAAGGAGGAGCUUCUCCAAUGCUAAACUUGGUCAGAACAAGAAGUCAACCAAGGUCUAAUAGAUCUAUGCCUUUAGGAGGCAUGGAUUAUGCAGAUCCAAAGAAGAAGAACAAUUUUGUGGGUAAAAUUCUUAUGGCUGCUAUGUUGACUGCACUAUGCAUUCUUAUGCUCAAACAGUCCCCAAGUUUUAAUACCCCAAGCGUAUUCUCUCGUCAUGAACCAGGUGUCACUCAUGUCUUAGUCACUGGAGGUGCUGGCUAUAUUGGUUCCCAUGCAGCAUUACGUCUUCUAAAAGACUCUUACCGUGUGACCAUAGUGGACAACCUUUCACGAGGAAACUUAGCUGCUGUUAGGAUUCUGCAAGAAUUAUUUCCUGGGCCUGGCAGGCUUCAGUUCAUAUAUGCUGACUUGGGGGAUGCAAAAACGGUGCACAAGAUCUUCUCCCAAAACGCAUUUGAUGCGGUCAUGCAUUUUGCAGCUGUAGCAUAUGUUGGCGAGAGCACCCUUGACCCUCUCAAGUAUUAUCACAACAUCACAUCAAAUACCCUCACUGUAUUGGAAGCAAUGGCAACUCGUGGAGUCCCAACUUUUAUUUACUCCAGUACAUGUGCAACAUAUGGAGAGCCUGAAAAGAUGCCGAUUACGGAAGAAACUCCACAGCUGCCUAUUAAUCCAUAUGGAAAAGCAAAGAAAAUGGCGGAGGAUAUCAUUCUAGAUUUUCAUAAGAACUCAAACAUGGCUGUCAUGAUUUUGAGAUACUUUAAUGUCAUUGGUUCUGAUCCAAAUGGAAGAUUAGGAGAAGCUCCGCAACCUGAACUACGGGAACAUGGCAGGAUAUCUGGUGCUUGUUUUGAUGCUGCUCGUGGAAUCAUACCUGGGCUUAAGGUUAGAGGAACGGACUAUAAAACAGCAGACGGUACGUGCAUAAGGGACUAUAUAGACGUGUCCGAUCUGGUUGAUGCUCAUGUGAAAGCUCUUGAGAAGGCAAGUCCAGGGAAAGUUGGGAUCUACAACGUUGGAACUGGAAGAGGUAGAUCAGUGAAAGAAUUCGUGGAGGCUUGUAAGGCUGCAACUGGCGUACCUAUCAAAGUUGACUUCCUUCCCCGUAGGCCUGGUGAUUACGCAGAAGUUUACAGCGAUCCAACUAAGAUUAGGAAUGAACUGAACUGGACAGCCAAAUACACUGAUCUUCAAGAGAGUUUGCAGGUUGCGUGGAGAUGGCAGAAGUCACAUCUUAAUGGUUAUGGUUCAUCCGUGGCAACAUCUUGAUGAUGCUUUAUCAACUUAUCGUUGUGGAAGACUGACUUGAACCCCCUGUUGCAGCUUAACGUAUCAUCGAUCUAUUAGUUAUAGUAUCCAUGGAGUAUAGUUUUCAAGGACCGGGGGCGGGGGCGUGGGGGGGAUGAUGUGUAUUCUUACAAAGUAAUUAGGUAAGCCCUAUUUACCCAUUUGUUAUGUGUAUGUAGUGAAGGGAUAUUUCAGAAUCAAUAAUAGUUCCCAUUCAGGUAUAGCUUCCAUCUUUUCUUUCUUUUUUUCUCGUAGUGUAUUAAAAGAACGCUAAGGGUCGCAGGAGACCUGUUCCUAUAGCUUCUCUUCUGGAGCUUUUUCUUGGACAUUCCAUUAUUUUAUUCUUUGACUUUAGGCGUAAUCGAUUAAUUGAUUAUUUGUUGUAUGUAA
Molecule: messenger RNA, 1898 nt
Organism: Lycium ferocissimum
Lineage: Eukaryota; Viridiplantae; Streptophyta; Magnoliopsida; Solanales; Solanaceae
Product: UDP-arabinose 4-epimerase 1-like
Exons: 12
Coding region: 240-1490 (416 amino acids)
Biological process (GO): beta-D-galactose catabolic process via UDP-galactose, Leloir pathway
Cellular component (GO): cytosol
Molecular function (GO): UDP-glucose 4-epimerase activity
Source: RefSeq, a predicted model, not a curated record